AUGAAGAUAUACUUGGAGCUCCAAACGAAGAAGCUUGACAUGGAGGAGGUCGCCAAGAGGAGGAAGCUCGUGAUCGAGGCCACCAAUGCCAACACCAAAAGCAAAAGAGAGCCUAACCAGUUACCAGUCUCUUCUCAUAAACAGAUCAUGCCGUGCGCCGCCGAGCUUGUCAACGGUGUGGGAGGCGCCAUCAAAGUGGGCACAACCGGCACCAUCGGCUCGCUCAUGACGAGAGAACUGGAGGCCAUCAAGGUUGCGCCGCAAGGAGCUGCCACCCCGCGCCUGAGACGCCAAAGCAGUCCGGUUUGGGUGCCCUGCGGCGCUAGCCCCCGGAAGAUCAUCCCAAGGAAGAGCUCGUCCAGUGUCUCCAGCAGCAGCAGCAAUGGCAGAGCUGACCGUGUGAGCGCUGAAGAAGCCUGCAAGACGAGGAGGAGCUCUCAGCGGAACAAGUCCAGCUCCCCAAUGCUGCACUCGGAUGGCGCGCUGGUUGACAGGAGCCCCAACUUCGAGAAGGCCAAGAAGAAAGGAAACGUGCAUGGCGUCGAGGUGGUGGAUGUCAGGUGCGGUAAUCCGAUGAGCAGCCGCCUCAGGAAGCUGGGUUUCUCCAAGCUGUCGGAGACCUUUGCCUAG
Triticum turgidum subsp. durum (durum wheat) is the source of this 630-nucleotide messenger RNA. Lineage: Eukaryota; Viridiplantae; Streptophyta; Magnoliopsida; Poales; Poaceae. The record is from the annotation of a GenBank genome assembly.